Messenger RNA from Diutina rugosa, 3201 nucleotides. RefSeq lists its product as uncharacterized. Gene Ontology annotation, cellular component: small-subunit processome; nucleolus. Gene Ontology annotation, biological process: rRNA processing. The coding region runs from base 1 to 3201 and encodes 1066 amino acids. Lineage: Eukaryota; Fungi; Ascomycota; Pichiomycetes; Serinales; Debaryomycetaceae. The transcript is spliced from 2 exons. The record is from RefSeq and is a predicted model, not a curated record.
AUGGCCAAGGCGAAACUGAAAAAGAAAGGCGGGCAGGCGGGGCUGAAACAGGCUCAGCGCAGUCAGCGGAAAGUGUUGGACGCGUUCACCCGCGCCGAGCGUGAGCUUAAUGGCGGUGACUCCGAUGAAGACGAUAACGGUGGCUCCGAUGACGAUGCCCACCGCGUCGUCGGCGGGGUAUUGGACGCCCGGCGCUUUCUUGGGGAAGAUGCUGAGAACCACGGCGACUUCUCCGACUCGGAAAUCGACUCCGACGCCGCGUUGGGCUCCGACGACGACUACGAUGUGCUCAACCUGAAGUUCUCGCAAACGCUUAGAGAUAAGGCGAAAAGACGACGGCUCGCAGAGAAACGGGGCGAACAAUACGAAAGCAGCGACGAAGACGACGAUGAAGGAUACGCCAGUAUCGACGAACUGCAGAUGGUCCCCCUCUCAGUGGCGUGGGACAUGGAUGAAGCCGAUUUAGCUAAGCAGACGGGCGAGGUGGUAUUGGACGACCAGUGGGAGCUGGAGCUGGAGUCGGAGCUGGAACUGAGUCUGAGCGACAGCGACGACGCCAGUCUGAGCGACGAGCUGGACGUGUUUGCCGGGUUUGACGACGACAACGACGUCAACUUGACGACGACGAUGGCGCUGCUCAAUCAGGAAAUCGAGCUGGAAAAACCCAAACAGAAGAAGAAGCUCAUGGUGGAAAAGAGAGAGGAGAGCGAGUACGCGUUGCCCACCAACGGGGCCAAGUUGCUGCUUCAAGAUAUGUUGGCGGUGGUGGAACAACCGGACGCGGUGUUAAUUGAUAGAGACACCACUCCCCUUGCCGUUCCCUUACCGAAACGGAUCCAACAGCGUCACGACCGGGAAGCGGCGUUUGAGUUAACCAGAAACGAGAUCGGUAAGUGGUCGGAGGCCAUCUAUACUAAUCGGGAAGCGGAAACGCUUAAGUUCCCCAUUGCCCCCGAACCUGAGUUGCCGCUGAAGGCGCUUACGUUCCGCCAAGAAGCCGAGGCCUCUACCGACUUGGAAAAGAAGAUCGAGCUGGUGCUUAAGCAGCUGGCGCUUUUAGAUGAACAGAACGAGGCCACUUUUGAGGAGAUCCAAAAGGCCAAAUUGCUGCCGGAAGAAGUGCGCAAACGGACGGCGGAGCUCAGACAGAUGCGUGAGCUUAUGUUUAGAGACGAACAGCGGGCGAAGCGGUUGAAAAAGAUCAAAUCCAAGCUGUACCGCCGGGUGCUUAAACGUGAACGUUUACGUAAUGCUGAGUUAGUCGAUGACGAAGAAGACGAAGACAGCGACGACUGGGAACGUGACGAAGAUAAAGACAUGAGACGCGCCGAAGAACGGAUGCUGCUUAAGCAUAAAACGCAGGGGAAGUGGGCGAAACUGAUGAUCAAGCUGGGGCUCCUGAAGGACGCCGACUCGCGGGCCGAGCUUGAAGAGAUGUUACGCCAGGGCGAACGGUUGCGGGAGAAGCAAAUGGGCCACGCCGACGGCGACCAGAGCGACCUGGGGGUGCUGGACGUCGAACAAGAGUACCAGAAAGACGAUACAGUCGCCGACGACACCUUGCGGUCUCGCUUGGGUAAAGGGGUGCUUGCCAUGAGUUUCAUGAAGAAGUCUCAGGAGAAACAGAGACAACAGAACCUCGCCGAGAUCGAGGAGAUGAAACAGUUGGAGGAAGGCCAUGAACCGUCGCUGGUGAACCAACAUAUAAAUGUCGGUAGACGGGUAUACACCCCGGGGGCUGCUGCCACUAAAGCCGAUGCCGAACGGGUCAACGCUGAGCUCGACGCCUUUGCCGAAGAGAACCAGCUGGCCCUGUUGGAGAAUAAGCUCCGGGGACGCGACCGUAUCGUGGAGAUUAACGAGGAAGAACAAGAGUCUCAGCCCAUCGAGCAAUCGGAGUUUUCUGAGGCGAACCCGUGGCUCCAGGUGAAGCUGGAUAAGCACCUGGGUCCCAAACUGCUGAAGAUCCAUGUGGUGGACGAGUCGCUGUCCAAGCUCGCCAAGGCGGCGGCGAAGAUCGCUAAGCAACAGAAGUCUAAGCACAAGGAGAAGGAGCUUUUGAUUGACAUUGACCAACAACAAUUACGCGGUGACGUUGAUGCUGAUGGCGACGAUAGCGAUGACGGUAAGUUUGUCCAGAAAGAUCUCAUUUCCGAGGCGUUUGCUGGUGACGAUGUUGUCGCUGAAUUCGAAGCGGAAAAGCGUGAGGUGAUUGAAGAAGAAGGCGAUAAGGAGGAAGACGUCACUUUACCUGGGUGGGGUGACUGGGCUGGCGACCUGGCCCCGCAGAAGAAGCGGCGGAAGGUGGUUCGCAAGAUCGAUGGGGUGGUGCAAGCUAACCAGCGUCAAGAUAAGGAUAUGAAACGGGUGAUCAUCAACGAAAAGGUGAAUAAGAAGAACCUCAAAUACCACUCGCUGGCGGUGCCGUUCCCUUACGAGUCGCAAGAACAGUACGAGCGGUCGUUGCGGAUGCCCCUUGGCCAGGAAUGGACGACGAAGCGUGCCCACCAACGCAUGACGACGCCGAGAGUGCUCGUGAAACAGGGUACGGUGAUCGACCCGUUGAAGGCCCCCUUCAAGAUGACUCAAUUGCCUAAGUUCCAAGGUCUUUUGGGGAAACUUGCUGACGCCAGCGACCGCCAGUUCUUAACUGACUUGAUGAAAGACGUGGAAGACGUGGUUCAAGAUUACGAAGCGGCGUGGAACAUGAUCAGUAUCGCCUCAAACCCGUUAAGUGAGCUUAUUAAUUCAAAGGAAUCUCUCCCAGGGUUAAACCGUGACGAUGUUCAACACUUAAACCAAUCGUUUGCCCAGAUUCAAGCUAAUUAUGACCAACACAAACAACAAAUUGAGGCUCUGGCGGAUUUACUCUCGAUGUUUACCGACGAAAAGGGGUACAUUAACACUCGUAAGACUGUCGACACGGAGCUUGACGUGUUGAAAGUGGCUACUACCAUGGAAAUCUCAGAGUUGUUGGAUAAUCUCUACGGGGUGCCUCGCGAAACCUGUCAACGGCUUAAGGAGUGCUUUGACAAGGCGAGACAAGAGGUCGACGACUUCAAGGCGGCGUUGACGGAAAAGAUCGUCGAGACGUUUGCCGAGAGAUUACACAACACCACCAUCCCCAGCGUGGUCAUCAUGGAGGCGGUGUUGAUGCUCCGCGACACUGCCAACUCCGACCCCAAGCGCCAAAAGAAAUAG